Messenger RNA from Adineta ricciae, 1071 nucleotides. The record is from the annotation of a GenBank genome assembly. NCBI's taxonomy places the organism in Eukaryota, Metazoa, Rotifera, Eurotatoria, Adinetida, Adinetidae.
AUGGAAGAAAACAAGGUAGUGAUCUUCACUCAACCAUCAAAAAUCAUAUCAACGGCACCAGUAUUAAACAACGAAGAUGGUCAACAGACCACCCGAGGAGUGGGAGAUGCGGUUUUAACAGCCCUAAUUCCCUUCUCAGGCGAAUUCUCUCCUGAACAGGUACGUAGGGGACUGAGAGGUCCCAUCCUUAGUGACCCACCAGCGGCCAUUUGGAGACGGACCACCUUUACCCAUACCACCUCGGAUGGGGCCUUUUGUCUGUAUGCCUGCGAGAGAACAGGUCAGGCCAUGUGGGUACCGUCGGGUGACUACUUUGUGGCCGACAGACCACGAGGUGUUCAACCGGCAGGUACUGUCAUGGACUAUCUGCUCUCUCAAAGGCGACAGGUAGAAUUAUCUUCGGGGUAUGGUAUCACUCAUGUCAAGUACACGAAACCUCGCGAGGAUGGGAACAUCCGAAGAGCGAGGAGACACAUGCUUGGCAUGAGGGGCGUACCAUCGGGGAAUAUGGUUUCGAGACCACCUCAUCGCCAUAAUCCAAUCGCAAGACCACAGCCAUCAGCACCAGGAGCCGGAUCCCAAAAGACCAGCGAAAGAUUAGACAAACUCCUCGAGAAUUUUCCUAAAGAUAAAGUAGAUGGAGAUGCCAACGAAGAAGAAGGAGAAGGAGAAGAAGCAGAUGCAGAAGAAGAAGAAAAACUUGAACCACUCUCAUCACCAACAUUUCCUAAGCCAGUGAAUGUGAAUGGUGGAAAUAAUGUGAACCCUUCGGAUGUUCAAAAUGAAGAUGUUGAUGACGGUCUGGGUGGUGUUUAUACUCAAAAGGUGCUUCCACCACAACCACCUUCGUCAUCGUCGUCGUUAUCACAAGAACAGAAAAAGUCGACAGAUAAAAAAGGUUCAGAAUUAUAUUUGAAAUACAUUGAAAUUUCAAAAGAGAGGGCUCUAUUAGAAAGCGAAAAAGAACUUUUUUUUUUAGCCGAACAAAGCGUUCGCGAAACGCCCUUCGUAGUACAAGAAGCACAAACAUUAGCUACAGUAUUACGACAGGAUUUUGUGCUCCAAGUAUAA